UCGCGGGACAGACGUGGGGACGACUUGAGCAGGUUGGUUUUUACACUUACAGGCUCUGUAACGACUGAAUCAGAAGAAACUCUUUAAACGUGUUCCAAUAUCAAGGUCAAUCACCUAAAAGUGAAGUUUGAAAGAAAAGGUUUUAAUCCUCACGAAGCCGUGUGAAUGUAUCUGUGUUCACGUUGGGAAACAGAGUUUUCCCAACAAAAUCAUUUGUCCGUCCUCAUCAAACAUGUCGACCUUAAACACUUGAAACCCACUGUGGUUCCCGGGUUGUCUUUUAACAUCACAUGAGAACCUGAACCAAUUGGGUCAAACACACACCAACACAUCUCCAACCGCACAGCCGUCGCAAUCGAUUGUUGCAGUUCUGUGAAUGAGUAUAAAUAGUGAGCUGGGCAGCUGAUCACACAGUCCUCAGACACGCUGGUUCACAGACACGCCGCCAGCAUGAACACGCUCUUCAUCGGACAAGUCAUCGGCAUCAUCCCCAUCUCGGCCCUCCUGCUCUUCCUCCUGGCCAAGCUGGUUUCUCGCCACCGCCGCGGCCCCAUGCAGGACGGGCGCGGCCACGCGGUGCUGAUCACGGGCUGCGACAGCGGCUUCGGACACCAGCUGGCGCGAUGCCUCGACCACAAAGGGUUCGUGGUGUUCGCCGGCUGCUUGUGUCCGGAGGGGAUCGGGGCCCAGAGUCUGUCCAGGCAGACGUCCAGCAGUCUGACAAUCCUCAGGCUGGACGUCACCAAGGACGAAGACGUGCAGCAGGCGAAGAAGACGGUCCAGGACAACCUGCCGGAGAAGGGUCUGUGGGCCGUGGUGAACAACGCUGGGAUCACCGACUGGUCCGAGAUCGAGUGGAGCACGUUUCGAGAUUUCCACAACAUGGUCGACGUCAACCUGUUCGGCUGCAUCAGGACGUCCAUCGCAUUCCUGCCUCUGGUCCGUGCUGCUAAAGGUCGGAUGGUUUACGUGUCGAGCAUCUUCUCCUUCUUCAACUGCCCCAACAUGGGAGCGUACAGCGUGUCCAAGAGGGGCCUGGAGGCCUUCGCCGACUGCCUGAGGGUCGAGAUGAACAGUUUUGGUGUGAAGGUCAGCAUCAUCCAGCCGGGUAACUUCGGCCAAGCCACCAACAUCAUCCGGAUGAAGUCGGGCCUGGACAUCUGGGAGAAGCUGGACGACGAACGCAAGCAGACCUUCAACCGGCAGUACAUCGAGCUGGCCAGCGAGUACUUCCUCUCCACGUGCAAGGCGGGAUUCAAGGACACGGGGCUGGUCAUCGACGCCAUGAUGCACGCCGUCAUGUCCGGGCGGCCCAAGUACAGAUACCUGCUGGUUUCAGCGCUGGACCGGUUCUUCUUCCAGCUGCACCCGCUCCUGCCCACGGUCUUUACUGAUGCUGUGUUUUCUCUCAGCUCCAUGUACGUGAAAAGAAAAGAGAUGCUUUACGCCAAGUAGGACAAACACUGGGUGCUCGUGGGAGAUGCUUUGUUUGGGUUGUGAAUCGUUCUGUUGUGUGUAUUAUUAUUAUUAUUUGAGCGUUACGGAUGUUGUAAUAUAUUUUUAUUAUUUGUCUUGUUUGCUUUCUAUUGUUCCCUACAUUUCCUAUACAAGAAAAACAUACAUUUAUAUGAUUGUAUCUUAUCCUGACCAGUCAAAUACACAAUCAUGUUUGUACAUGUGUGUGUUUGUUGUUAUACAGAGAGCAUCUUUACCACUGAGUUGAAAUGAACUGUUUGUUCAUCUGUAUCAAACUCGUCAUGUAAAUCAAUAAAAAUCUCUCCAAUAACACGA
This is a messenger RNA of Limanda limanda (common dab), 1791 nucleotides long. RefSeq lists its product as uncharacterized. The transcript has 4 exons. Gene Ontology annotation, molecular function: oxidoreductase activity. Lineage: Eukaryota; Metazoa; Chordata; Actinopteri; Pleuronectiformes; Pleuronectidae. Bases 451 to 1455 code for a protein of 334 amino acids. The record is from RefSeq and is a predicted model, not a curated record.